UAGCAACAAACGCCUUCCUCCUUCCCCCUUUUAUUCACAAAACAAACACCUUCCUUGCAUUGCAUUCCAAUUCCAUAAUCAAGCAGAGAGAGAGAGAGAAGGAGACACGAAGGGUACUGCUACUUACUCCCGCCAUUAAUGCUCCCCGGCAACAAAGCGUGAGAGAGAGAGAGAGGCUGUGCGCCAGUUCCCCCAUCGCUCUUCGUCGCUUUCUCGCUUUUACCUUCCACCAAUUCCAUCACCAGUUUCAAGUACGCCUCUCCCUCUCUCUCUCUCUCUCUCUCCCUCUCAAUCCACCGUUAUUCCCUCCCCUGCCUCCGAAAUGGCGGACGAGAUGGAACUCAGCAAGGUGACUCUCGAGAUCUUCUCCAAACUGGAGCAGCAAUGGCUCUCCUACUGCGUCGACGGCGCAGCCAAGAAAACCAGAGUCCUCAGCAUCGACGGCGGCGGAACCACCGGCAUUGUCGCCGCAACCGCUCUCGUCCACUUGGAGGACCAGAUUCGCCUCAAGACCGGCGAUCCCCACGCUCGGGUCGCCGAUUUCUUCGACCUCGUCGCCGGCACCGGCAUUGGAGCCGUCCUCGCCUCGAUGCUCGCAGCCGACGACGGUUCCGGCCGUCCUCUGUUCUCGGCCAGAGAAGCGGCCGCCUUCCUCGCCGACAGGAACUCGGAGCUUUUCAGGUCCAGGUUCCUCCUCGGCCGGCGGUUGUCCGGGCGGAGCAUGGACAAGGCGCUGAAGGAAGCGUUCCGGCGGAAGGAGGACGGCAAGAUCUUGACGAUGAAGGACACGUGCAAGCCCCUCCUCGUCCCCUGCUUCGAUCUCAACACCAGCGCUCCCUUCGUCUUCUCCCGCGCCGACGCCUCGGAGUCCUCCAGCUUCGACUUCGAGCUCUGGCAGGUCUGCCGCGCCACCACCGCGACCCCGGGACUGUUCAAGCCUUUCGGCCUCCAGUCCGUCGACGGGAAAACGUCCUGCUGCGCCGUUGACGGCGGAUUGGUGAUGAACAACCCGACGGCGGCCGCGGUGACUCACGUGCUCCACAACAAGCGCGACUUCCCGUCGGUGAACGGCGUCGAGGAUCUGCUCGUGCUGUCCCUCGGCAACGGUUCGUCCACCGCCGGCAACCUCCGGCGGCGGCGCAACGGCGAGUGCUCCGCUUCGUCGAUCGUGAGCAUCGCGCUGGACGGCGUGGCCGAGACGGUGGACCAGAUGAUGGGGAACGCUUUCUGUUGGAACCGCACGGACUACAUCAGAAUCCAGGUAAAUGGGUUGACGAGCGGCGGAAGAAGGACGGAGGAGGUGGUAACGGAGAGAGGGGUGGAGUCGCUGCCGUUUGGCGGGAAGCGGUUACUGACGGAGACAAACGGGGAGAGACUGGAGGAGUUGGCGCAACGUCUUGUUGCCUGUGGGAGGAGGAGCAGCUUGCCUCCGAGCCCCUGCAAAGAUUCCGCUGUUAGCCCUCUCGCUAACGGCCGUUAGUUAGCCUUAGAAACAUCGACGACUAGUUUAUUUUUCCUAAUCCGCCGAUCAAUGCACUCAUGUUUACCCCCCUUGUUAAUUAAUUGAUGUAAUCCUCCUAGCCUAAUUAUAAUGUUUUUUUAGUAACCAGAGUUUAGCUUUUUGACUCAAUUGUCUUCAUGUUCUUAACCUUUCGCAGCUUUACAAUAAG
This is a messenger RNA of Linum tenue, 1670 nucleotides long. Lineage: Eukaryota; Viridiplantae; Streptophyta; Magnoliopsida; Malpighiales; Linaceae. The record is from the annotation of a GenBank genome assembly.